CGUUGGAAAAUACUGCAGUCUGUUCUGAACAGUGAUCGUAUUAGUGCAUCUAUCGCAAAGCGACCAAAUAUUGAGAUUAUAAUAAUAUUAAAUCACGAAAAAUUGAAGAACCUCAAUUAAUCUAAUUUACUUGAAUUAAUCAGAAAUCUACGAAUCUAAAUGUCUCUAGAACAAUUAUUUUGUCCCAAUUGGUGGGAAAAUUUGGAGCGUGCUCAACGUAUUUUAGAUCAAAAUUUGCUCCUUGGAAUUAGUCCAGAAAUUCUGAUUCCAAAAAUUAUGCGUAUGUACGAUUUUCUACCACGUAAACCGGGUUUAAAGUCUCCGAUGAAAUACUACAGGCCAUGGGAUGAACUCCUGCAUAAAGGAGAAAGGGGUGUAUCAACCGUGUUAGCUAACAGAGACAAAUUCCAUGUGGAUUUAGACGUGCAGCAAUUCGCACCCGAAGAAAUCAAUGUUAAAGUCGUAGACCGUUUUGUCAUUGUUGAAGCAAGUCAUGAAGAAAGGGAAGAUGAACAUGGUUGGAUCUCCAGACAAUUUACGAGGAAAUACAUAAUUCCAGAACAGUGCGAUAUCGAUCAAGUUUCCUCGAAACUUUCAUCGGACGGCAUUCUUUCGAUCAUUGUGCCACGCAAGCAAAAAUUAACUUCGGAUAGCGGAAGGGUGAUUAAGAUCGUGCAAACCGGUAAACCGUCUGUAUGCGACAUGCAGAAAGAAGGAAACGAAGAAAACAAGGACAAGGAGGAGGAGGCGCAGGAAAAUUAAAGCUCAGCACCGAGUGAUACACCGAUUUUUAUUACCUUAUUCUUCGAUACUAUUUGUAGCUCCUAUCUCGAGUAUUUAUUUGGUGUUUAUAUUAGCGAAAUGUUUUGAGCAAAUUUAUUUAGAUAUGUAAAUAAUUAAUUAAUUUAAUUAGAUAUGUAAUAUUUUCAUGGUGAAUAGAGACUGCAUUUAUGAUAUGUGUAUAUCUAUGUAUGUGUGUGUGGUAGGUGUAAAAGAAGGUUAGGUUCAAACAUCAAUGAUAAUUUAGCUGACGAUGCAAUGUUGUUAGCCGGAAAUAUAGAACAAUUAUGCUUUUUAUGUAUAAAGUUAAAAUAAAAAGAUUAUAAAUAAUUAA
Messenger RNA from Bombus huntii, 1114 nucleotides. RefSeq names its product protein lethal(2)essential for life-like. NCBI's taxonomy places the organism in Eukaryota, Metazoa, Arthropoda, Insecta, Hymenoptera, Apidae. The transcript has a single exon. The record is from RefSeq and is a predicted model, not a curated record. Bases 160 to 762 code for a protein of 200 amino acids. Gene Ontology annotation, biological process: protein refolding; response to heat. Gene Ontology annotation, molecular function: protein folding chaperone.